Molecule: messenger RNA, 1295 nt
Organism: Eruca vesicaria subsp. sativa (arugula)
Lineage: Eukaryota; Viridiplantae; Streptophyta; Magnoliopsida; Brassicales; Brassicaceae
Source: the annotation of a GenBank genome assembly
AUGGCUAAUCGCUAUGAUCCAAAUCCAUUCGCUGAGGAAGAAGAAGUCAAUCCCUUCGCUAAUCCAGGGAGUAUCCCUCCAGCAUCGAACUCAAGACUCUCACCUUUGCCUCCAGAGCCUGUUGGUUUUGAUUAUGGUCGAACCGUAGACAUUCCUCUUGACAAUGACAGAUCCGGUACACAGAAUUUGAAGAAGAAAGAAAAAGAACUUCAAGCCAAAGAAGCUGAGCUAAGACGAAGGGAGCAGGACGUUAAGAGGAGAGAAGAUGCUGCUGCACGAGCUGGAAUUAAUAUUGAAGUGAAAAAUUGGCCACCUUUCUUCCCACUUAUCCACCAUGACAUUGCCAACGAGAUCCCGGUUCAUCUCCAAAGGCUACAGUAUGUUGCCUUUGCUACUUAUUUGGGGUUGGUUCUAUGUCUGUUCUGGAAUAUUAUUGCCGUUACGACAGCUUGGAUCAAAGGAGAAGGAGUGACGAUAUGGCUUCUUGCCGUUAUUUACUUCAUAGCGGGUGUCCCAGGAGGCUAUGUGUUAUGGUACCGUCCUCUCUACCGUGCCUUCAGAACUGAUAGUGCUUUGAGCUUUGGAUGGUUUUUCCUGUUCUAUAUGCUCCACAUACUUUUCUCGGUCUUUGCUGCGGUUGCUCCACCUGUUGUCUUCAAAGGAAAAUCUCUUGCGUAAGUUUUUUUUUUGUCAUUGCUUUUGGUAUUUUGAGUGUGGGGAAACCAGUUGAACUCAUCAACUUCAUUAAAUGGAUUUGUCUUCAUGUAACAGUGGGAUCUUACCUGCAAUAGAUGUCUUACGCGGUAAUACAUUGGUCGGGGUAAGCUUUCAUCGCCCUUUGAUGAUCUUGGAGGGGUCUUAAAGAACAAUACUAAGAUAACUGAAGUUUUGAUCUUAUCAUAUGGAUCGUUGACCUUAAGUUGUUCUUUGUUUACAGAUAUUCUACUUCAUUGGGUUUGCGUUUUUCUGCCUUGAAUCAGUAGUCAGCAUUUGGGUUAUUCAGCAAGUGUAUAUGUACUUCCGAGGCAGCGGGAAACAAGAUGAGUUGAGACGGGAAGCAGCGAGAGGAGCCCUGCGAGCUGCUGUGUGAGAGCUUUUUACUGUAACACUUUGUUUGUAUGUAAUUUUCACUGUUUCUUUCGUUUUUAGAUUCUGCUCUUCACGUCUCUCUGCUCUGUAUGCAAAAAAAAGAUCCAGUUAUUCUUGAUACCUUUAAUGUAAUGUAAAUUUGUUUGUUCAAAAGGUUAGAGUUCAGAUUCAUACCAUUUUAGGAAUCAUUCAUGGAUUAUUUAAUC